AUGGGGGGCCUUUCCCUGCGCCACCUGUGGCCGCAGAGGGCACACCGCUGGACGGUGCUGGGGAGGUUCUCCAGGGAGUCGAGGCAGCAGGCAGGGCACUGGUGGAUCAUCCCAGGUUAUCAGCUGGUCCUGGCACCGUUCCAUCAGAGCCAGAAUGAAGCACCUGCAGUGGACGAAUGGUUUCGGCCCUCGGAAGAAACAUGGGACGCUGCCCAUGUGCGCCUGCAACGGGCCAUCAGGCGGCAGAAGGUGAGACCCAGUGGUGUGGCUCAUUGUUCUUUCUCCCCUGCAGGUGAAGCAGCGGUAUCGGGAGCAGUGGGAGAAGCAACGGAGUUGGGAGCAGUGGGAGAAGCAACGGAGUUGGGAGCAGUGGGAGAAGCAACGGAGUUGGGAGCAGUGGGAGAAGCAACGGAGUUGGGAGCAGUGGGAGAAGCAACGGAGUUGGGAGCAGUGGGAGAAGCAACGGAGUUGGGAGCAGGGGGAGAAGCAACGGAGUUGGGAGCAGUGGGAGAAGCAACGGAGUUGGGAGCAGUGGGAGAAGCAACGGAGUUGGGAGCAGUGGGAGAAGCAACGGAGUUGGGAGCAGUGGGAGAAGCAACGGAGUUGGGAGCAGUGGGAGAAGCAACGGAGUUGGGAGCAGUGGGAGAAGCAACGGAGUUGGGAGCAGUGGGAGAAGCAACGGAGUUGGGAGCAGUGGGAGAAGCAACGGAGUUGGGAGCAGUGGGAGAAGCAACGGAGUUGGGAGCAGUGGGAGAAGCAACGGAGUUGGGAGCAGGGGGAGAAGCAGUUGGGAGUUGGGAGCAGUGGGAGAAGCAGUUGGGAGUUGGGAGCAGGGGGAGAAGCAGUUGGGAGUUGGGAGCAGUGGGAGAAGCAGUUGGGAGUUGGGAGCAGGGGGAGAAGCAGUUGGGAGUUGGGAGCAGUGGGAGAAGCAGUUGGGAGUUGGGAGCAGUGGGAGAAGCAGUUGGGAGUUGGGAGCAGUGGGAGAAGCAGUUGGGAGUUGGGAGCAGUGGGAGAAGCAGUUGGGAGUUGGGAGCAGUGGGAGAAGCAAUGGAGUUGGGAGCAGUGGGAGAAGCAGUAGGGAGUUGGGAGCAGUGGGAGAAGCAGUUGGGAGUUGGGAGCAGUGGGAGAAGCAACGGAGUUGGGAGCAGUGGGAGAAGCAGUUGGGAGUUGGGAGCAGUGGGAGAAGCAGUUGGGAGUUGGGAGCAGUGGGAGAAGCAGUUGGGAGUUGGGAGCAGUGGGAGAAGCAACGGAGUUGGGAGCAGGACCGAUCAACCUGGACAUGAAGAAACUGAGGCUACACAAUCAUGUUAAAGCAUUCCAACAUUAUAUCGUCAGUUGCCGAAUGUGGUGGUUGUAAAGUUUGUUGCAUACUAAGCAAAAUGGUGUGAGGGAUGUUGAGUGUCACAAUCUUGGGGCUUUGCUAUGUUUAUAGGCAUAUCCUAAUCUAAAAGACUUUAAAAAACUAAAAUCAUCUUUGCCUGCAUGUUUCCCUGCACUCAGGGAAGAUGCGUAUCCCAAAAUGGUAAAACAUAGACAAGGUUGUACAAUAGGUGGACAAAUACGACAUGACAGUUAUACAUUAAGUUGAUUUAAAGCUACAAUAUGUAACUUUUUGGGCAACAUAAAUGUGUGUUUAUACAUCUGUCAUUCUCAUUGAAAGCAAGUCUGAGAAGCGGUAGAUCUGUUCUAUGUAAGCUAUUUCUAUCGGUCCCUUUAGUUUGGGUGUCCUUUACAUUUGGUUUUGUUGUGUACACCAGCUGAAAAUACAAUAUUUUUGGUUAUAAAAAAUAUAUUUCACAGCAGUUUAGAUGGUACAAUUAUUCGCGACACAAUGACUGCCUGUUAUCUCACAACUGAAAUUAGGCAAACUAUUUUAAUUUUAGCAACCAGGAAAUGGAAAGAUUAAUGCAUAUUCCACCUUUGAGAAAUUAAAGGUUAUUUUUUUGAGCUCAUGGUGUAGCCAAUGAGGCGGAGAAGCUGGAGGAGGACAGGAAGAAGGUGAAGUGCCUCAACAAAUCUGAAAUAGGGUAAGUGCCUCCCGUUGGGAGGGUUCAGUCUAGUGGACUGAAAUAGGUGCCAGUACUCAUUUUGGGUGCCUUUACCCUUCAUAUUUAGGUGCAGGAGCUCCACAACACUUUGAGCUAAUAUUCUAUGAGGUGGAGGAGCUCAAGCAGUAGAAAAAGUGAGGUGCCAGUGCUCAGCUUCGGUGAUCUCAUGCCUAAGUGGCUCAGUCAGGGAUAAUAACAGAAUAAAUAAACCAGCUAAACUGAAAAACAGCUACAACAAGCUGUUGUUCUUAUGGAUCAAACUGUUUCCUUCCUAAGGCAAUGAUUGAACCCCCAGUACCGUACCCACCUGAAGAGGAAAGCACAGGUGGCUCAGGGGGAGGUGGUAUGUCCUUGUUUUUUAACUGCUGUGAAUUGACAUGAUGGAAUCAUUCCUGCUCACCCAACUUCUGCUUGUAAUGUGUCUGUUGUCCAUUAGGAGGCAGACUGCAGGAUCCUGGGAGUCCUGCUGGAGAGUGCACGUCUGGGGGGAAUUGAAGCACGUCAAGGAGCAACUCCAGCUGGAAAAGGAAGCAGAGUUUGUCGUCCUGUACAGGUCGGUAUUAGCAUGAGCAGGCCCGGAGGUUGCAGGAGGAUGAGUGGAGGCUGCAGGAGGAUGAGUGGAGGCUGCAGGAGGAUGAGUGGAGGCUGCAGGAGGAUGAGUGGAGGCUGUAGGAGGAUAAGUGGAGGCUGCAGGAGGAUGAGGGGAGGCUGCCGACCCAGAGGAUGUCCUAGCAGAGCUAACAGGACAAGAUUCAACACAGAACCCGUUCAGCCUGGACAUGAAGAAGUUGUGAGGCCAAAAAGACACGGCACAAUCAUAUGUUCUUAUACAUUUGUACAAAGAAUGAAGUAUACCAACUUCAUGAUUAUAUGUUAAUUGCUGAAUGUGGUGGUUGUUAGUUUUUAGCAAAAUGAUGAGGGAUAGUUUAUAAUUCAAAGAAUCAUUAAAAAAAUAUAUCAAUAAACAAGACCUAAGAUUGUGAGUUUUAGUUAUGUAAUUAAAACAUAUAUUUUCUUUGCUUGCAAGUUUCUCUGCGCUCAUGGAAGAAACACUUUGUCACACAAUACAACAAACUAUUUAUCAUUGACAGAAUCAUUCGAUUCAUUUCCUUAGUUGGAUAUCUGCUAUUUGUCAUAAUUAUCAACCUAUAAAACAUAUGUGAAGCAUAUACAAUACUUUAGAGCCAAUCUGUAAGAUUUACUCUUUGAUUUGGAAGUU
This is a messenger RNA of Oncorhynchus keta (chum salmon), 3267 nucleotides long. RefSeq names its product paraneoplastic antigen Ma6E-like. The record is from RefSeq and is a predicted model, not a curated record. The transcript has 4 exons. Lineage: Eukaryota; Metazoa; Chordata; Actinopteri; Salmoniformes; Salmonidae. Bases 1 to 1311 code for a protein of 436 amino acids.